Molecule: messenger RNA, 2092 nt
Organism: Chelonus insularis
Lineage: Eukaryota; Metazoa; Arthropoda; Insecta; Hymenoptera; Braconidae
Gene: spz4
Product: Spaetzle domain-containing protein 4
Exons: 6
Coding region: 511-1968 (485 amino acids)
Biological process (GO): innate immune response; central nervous system formation
Cellular component (GO): extracellular region
Molecular function (GO): growth factor activity; Toll binding
Source: RefSeq, a predicted model, not a curated record
CACAUCAAUGGAAGUGCGCUAACGGUAUUUCAACAAGUGACCUACUCUCCAAGUCAUUCUUUCUCACUUCGUGGAGUCAGAUGAUGAUUUUAAAGCCUUUCUCUAUCUUUCUCCUUGUCUUUCCACGGUCAAGUGAGUGUGCAUGACCACUGUUUUACUUGGAGGCUUGAAGCUAGAACUCGAUGUGUAUACACUUUUUCCUCUUCUUCGGCUCAUUUUUCUCUCUCGUCUCCUCGCGCUCUCAACCAUGAGACGGUCGAUUAUAUCCGCAGUAAUGAAAGCGCCCUCACAUGUUGAAGAAGUGCUCUUGUUGGCCCGAGGAUUCCCGGUCGUCAUAGAUUCACUCAACGACAUCCUUGACGUGCGCAUCCUUAAAAAAAAUAACAUUUAUUUAACUUUUUCUUUAGUUUCAAAAGAAAGAAAAUAAGUUCACCUCUCAAUUAUCAAUUAUUAAUCAUUUUAAUUCAAAAUAUCGUAAAUUGUCUUAUUCAUUAGUUGAACUUUAAAGUCAUGAGUGCACUUAGUUAUAUCAUUCUUCAGGUGAUGGCUGUUCAGCUUGUUAAAUGCCAGUUUAGUGGAGGAGGAGGACCAAGUACCUUUGGUUACGAUGCAUCUUCAGCGUGCACCAAACCAUACUCAAGAGUCUCAAGAGCACACUUUGAAAAACUUCCAUGUGAUUUUCAACGGCAAAACUGGUGUACGGUUGCCGGAAGAUUUUAUCCUUGGCAAGCUGUCAGACGAUUUGUUCAAGAGAAUCAAGGUUUAAUGCGUCGAAUGUACGGAGAUGAGAGGCACAUUAAUGUUCUUACAGAUGAAUUAGAAAAGAAUGAUAUUGAUGUAGAAUUUGAUGGUGGAUUUCAAAGAUACUUCAAUUCUCCUCGAAGUUUCUUAUUUAAUAAUGACUACAAGUUUGAUGAGGAUGAAUUUCGACGAUCAAGACACGAAUAUCAGAGUCGGGGAUUUAGUAAUAAAUUACCAAAGUUGAGAGAUUUGACAAAAUCAUAUUCAGAAUUCAGUGGAAUUUCUUCUACUUCUCCUUCUUCAUUGUCUUCUUCAACGCCCAAAUCUUCUCUACCUUCUCAAACUUCGACACCAUUGCCUUUUUCGGAUAUUUCAGCUACAAUUAACCGAGAUGUAACGACGAAAUUAUUUCAACUAAACAGUUCAACAGAAUUACCUUUGAAAAAUUCAAGUAAAACUCAAGAAAUCCCUAGGGAAAAGAUUCGUACAACUUUGCCAAUGACUUUAUCAGAAAUAGCCCGAGUAAAAAAUUCAAGUUUGUCAAAUGAAAUUCCUGGUUAUUCCGAACAAAAGGGGAAUGCAUCAAAUGCUACUAGUGAACCAUUGGGUGUAAAGCCCAUAGAAGAGUCGACUUUGAAUCCUGAAGAAUUUCCUGCAACUUCAACACCAAUUAAGGAACAAUUUGACUUAACUACAGAGGGAUUAAAAGACACAUCUAUUAGUGAACUAAGUCAAGAGGCAUUUAGACCUCGACCGGAAUAUAGUUCUACAACUAAACCAGAAAGUUCUGGUAUUGGAGGUCAAUUAUUUCAGGAUGUAGUAAAAGAUCAGACUGAACAACCAGUUCUUAAGCUUCGAGGAAUAAAUGCAUGUCCAGUCAAGGAAGAAGUUGUGGCCCCUUUUUGGGCUAAUAAUACACGCGGAGAACUUUUGGCCCUAUUAAAUCUUUAUCCUUUUGAACAGUAUGUCCAUUGGGAAAAAUGCACCCAUGAGAAAAAGCAAAUGUACUGUAGGGAAGGCUGCAGGUGUGAACAGCAAUAUCGGCUGCAUCGUCUACUUGCUUACGACCCCAACAAUGAAUGCCGGGGGAUAUUCAGUGACUGGUUUAAAUUUCCCAGUUGUUGUGUAUGUCGAUGCUAUGAUUUACCCGUUGAAUUUCGUGUAACAUCUCGUUCCCCACGGGCUCAAAGACAAAAAAUUAAAUUACGACCUCCUGGGGAUCAAUAAACUAAUCAAUACUCGAAUUACAUAAUUUAUUGCUCAGAUAAACCCAUUUUUUAAUUACAACAUGCACAAAAAAUAUUAUUAAUAAUAACACAAUUAUUAAUUUGUAUCUACUGUGCAUUCUGAA